Molecule: messenger RNA, 1126 nt
Organism: Camelina sativa (false flax)
Lineage: Eukaryota; Viridiplantae; Streptophyta; Magnoliopsida; Brassicales; Brassicaceae
Source: RefSeq, a predicted model, not a curated record
AACUCAUCUCCACACUUACAAAAAAAAUUAGAGCAAAUCACAAAACGAAACUCUUGCCUUCUUAUUAACUUCUUACUAAAAAAAAAACAGAAGAAGAUGUUGUUACCAGAAGCAUGCGUAGCCAAUAUUCUUGCCUUCACAUCUCCGGCGGAUACAUUCUCAUCGUCAGAAGUCUCUUCAGUUUUCCGGUUAGCCGGAGACUCCGACUUCGUAUGGGAAAGAUUUCUUCCUUCCGGUUACAAAAGCCUACUCUCUCAAUCUACUGACCAUCAUCAAAGUUUCUUGUCUAAAAAGGAGAUUUAUCGAUGUUUCUGCGAUUCCAUUCUCAUCGACAAUGCUCGAAAGCUGUUCAAGAUCAAUAAGAUUACCGGGAAGAUUUCAUACAUUUUAUCAGCACGAGAUAUUUCCAUAACUCAUAGUGACCAUUCAUCUUACUGGUCUUGGAGCCAUGUCUCAGAUUUCAGAUUUUCGGAGUCAGCUGAACUUAUAACAACCGAUCGAUUAGAAGUCAAGGGUAAAAUCCAAACCGGAUUUUUAUCACCAAACACAAAAUACGGAGCAUAUGUCAUAAUGAAAGUAACUAAAGGCGCUUACGGACUAGACCUAGUUCCGGCGGAGACUUCGGUUAAUUCCAAGAAUGGUCAAAUUAGUAAGAGUGCAACUUAUCUAAGUUGCUUGGAUGAGAAGAAACAACAAAUGAAGCGACUGUUUUACGGAAACCGAGAAGAGCGAAUCGCCAUGAACGUGGAGGCGGUGGGUGGGGACGGGAAAAGGAGAGAGCCAAAAGGUAGAGACGACGUUUGGAUGGAGAUUGAGUUAGGAGAGUUUGAGACACGAGAAGGAGAAAAUGAUGAGGUCAUUAUGAGUCUCACGGAGGUGAAAGGAUAUCAACUCAAAGGUGGCAUUGUGAUAGAUGGUAUUGAAGUGAGGCCUAAAUCACUGGAUUAGGAUCAAGAUUAUUAUGGAGCCCGGGUCUAAUUCUUUAAUUGUAAAGAUGAAAGUAACUACGGGGUUUGUGUCUUAGUAAACUGAAUUUAUUUAUUUAUUUUUGGCUGCGACCACUAUUCUUUAUUUAUUCACUGUUAUUGUGCACGUUCAAAGAGUAGAAAUUUCAAGUUUUUAAUUA